ACAUACAGAGAGAUGGCGCGGCACACGACCGGAGCGCAAGGACAGCUGGCUGGCGGUGGGGGGGCUUGAAUUAUUAUUAUUAUUAAGAAAAAUAACUCAUUUUUAAAAUUCCGCUCAAGAAAAACUCGGAUUUGGAAGACGAAGCAAAGGUGUAGAUUAUUUUUACAUCUGUAAGAAGUGUUUUCAGGAGAGGAGGCUGCAGCAAGAAGAGCAACAAAAGAACUUUCCUGCAUGUGAGGACUUUUGGGGCUAAACAGGUCACAUAGAUGGUUGGUCCACAGAGCUGCCCGGAACAUGAAUGCCCAGCUGUCGAUGGAAAACAUAGGCGACCUGCACGGAGUGAGCCAUGAGUCUGUGACCGGCCACGGGGAGCUGCUGAGCGGCCACAGUCCGCAUUCCCGUCCCAGCCCCCGGGGUUUGAGCCAUCGCGCGAUGGGCAUGGCGACCCUCUUGGACAGCGGAGACUAUCACCACCCGGGACACCUCCACCCGGCCAUCAGCAUGUGUGAAGCCCCCGGGAUGAGUGCGAGCAGCACUUACACCACCUUAACCCCCCUGCAGCCUUUGCCUCCUAUCUCUACGGUGUCCGACAAGUUUCCUCCCCACCAUCACCACCACCACCAUCAUCCCCACCAUCCUCAUCCGCAUCCCCACCAGAGGAUCCCCGGGAAUGUCAGCGGCAGCUUCACGUUAAUGCGGGAGGACCGCAGCCUCGCGCCCAUGAACAGCCUGUACCCCGCCUACCACCACAAGGACCCCUGCAUGGGCCAGAGUCUCUCCCCGCUGUCUGGCUCCGGUCUGGCCAGCAUCCACACCACCCAAGCCGGCCUCCCUCCCUACGCCCACCCCGGUGCCGCUAUGCCCGGUGAGAAGAUGCUCACCCCCAGCGGCUUCGAGGCACACCACCCCGCCAUGCUGAGUCGACACGCAGAGCAACACAUGAGCUCUUCGGCGGGGAUGGUGCAGCUCAACGGCCUACAUCAUCAUCCUCACGCCCAUCUCGGAGCGCAGGGCCACGGCCAGGGUCUGGGAAGCGGCCGGGAGCAGGCCUCCGCGCUCGGGCAGCAAGGAGCCAUCAACGGCGGGGCAGGAGGAGGUGCUGGUGGAGGCCAGAUGGAGGAGGUGAAUACCAAAGAGGUGGCGCAGAGGAUCACCACGGAGCUGAAGCGCUACAGCAUCCCCCAAGCCAUCUUUGCCCAGCGGGUCCUGUGCAGGUCCCAAGGGACCCUCUCCGACCUGCUGAGGAACCCCAAGCCCUGGUCCAAGCUCAAGUCUGGGAGAGAGACCUUUCGGCGGAUGUGGAAGUGGCUGCAGGAGCCUGAGUUCCAGCGCAUGAGUGCACUCAGGCUCGCAGGUGAGCGAAGCCUCGCAUGCAAGCGCAAGGAGCAGGACCACGGUCGCAGCGAGCGGGGCAACGUGACCAAGAAGCCCCGUCUGGUCUUCACAGACGUGCAGCGACGGACUCUGCACGCCAUCUUCAAGGAGAACAAGCGUCCAUCCAAAGAGCUGCAGCUGACCAUUGCGCAGCAGCUGGGCCUGGAGCUGGCCACCGUCAGCAACUUUUUCAUGAACGCGCGGCGCCGGAGCUUGGACAAGUGGGUCGACGACGGCUCCGGUCACCCCGGCGGGCCCAACGCCUGCACCAAAGCCUGAAAGACGGGAGCGCUUUGACCUUAACUCAUGGACUUGACUCGGUGGAAAAGCUUUAAAACUUUAGAGAAACUUACAAAGACCUUGAAUUUUUUUGCCCUUAAAUCUGUACUAUAUUGAUAUUUAUAGUAUCCAAAGAUGAGAAAAAAACAAACCAAAGACUUCUUGUUCGACCUGCUAUGACGUGUUUGUGUAACACACCGCAAAAAGGCUACAGUUUGCCCCCUCCUGCCCUCCCAGUCCCCUUCUCAACACUUUCACUGGUCUCUAGCUUUACAGCCCCCCGCCCAGCAUCCGUCUAUCACACCCUUAUCUUUCAUCUCACUCCCAAAAAUGGAGCUUCUCAAUCAGUUUAUCGUCUGCAACCUUGAGAAACAACCAGGAAGGUGGAGCUCUGGUGGGAUUUGGCCAAUCAACGUUCAAGAAAAUUCAAUCCCACAGGAGCGAUUGUUGCUGGAUUGUUGUUGUUCUUUUGGAUCCAUGGACUGUUCCGGGAGCCCAUCAGCGUCGCCUGCUAGCCUAAAAGCAAACAAAACUCCACACACUGGACUGUGAUGUAGUGCUUUCCUUCAGACGUGCUGAAACGUUGUUUUAAAACAGACAAACCAAAGCCAAACUCAUGCGAGCUAAAAAUAAGACAGCAGCAGUGCUUUGACCAAAGAUGAUGUUUUGUAGUUGAUAACGUAGACACCGCUGCUGUAUUGUCAAUCAUGCACACAUCACUACAUUCUCUUUAGCGCCGAUCCCAACUCAUUUAGGGGCAAAUAGCAUGAAAGUUCACGAUGUGAACAGCUACACUCCCAGUGGCUCAGCAUUUGAAAUCAUCCAUCUAUUUUCUUCACCAUUCAUCCUAGAGCUGGAGCCUAUCCCAGCUGACCUAUCGGGUGAUUGCACAAAAGUCAGCUACACUACCAACGGUUCAACAAUCUUAAUUAUUCACCCAUCUGUGCAUUUCUUUAGCAGUUAUCCUGUUCAGGGGCACAGCAUUGGCUGUAGCCUUUCCCACUUGACUUUCAUGUGAACCACUACACUGCCAAAGUGGUUUUAUUCUAUAAAUCAUCCAUUUGUCUUUAGUGUUUAGCUCGUGUUUAGCUCGUUCAUCCUACCAAAGCUGGCUUCUAGGGCAGAUAUACGCCAACUAUGUGAACCACUACACUACCAAUGGUGAACAUUGUUGUUUAUCCAACUAGCCAUGAAGUUUCCUGAGCAUUUAUCCUGUUCGGGGGGCACAACAGGAGAUGUUGCCUAUCCCAGCUCAUCUAUCUCAUUAUUGCAUGAAAGUCAGCUAUGUAAACCACUACACUAACAAUGGCUACAUAUACUUAAUCACGCAUCCACUUUAUUUAACUCUGAUCUUCUUCAGGGUCACAGCCUGUCCUAGUGGACGUAUAGCAUGAUUCUAUCAAAGUCAUCUAUGUGAACCGCUAUACUAUCAAAGGCGCUUUAUUCUACGAGCAUACUUUAUGUGUGGUGGUUAUCCUGUCCGAUCACAGCUGACCUGUAGGGUGUCACCAAAGUCAACUAUGUUAACCACUACACUGCCUCAACCUACUAAAUCAUUCAUCUGUUUUUGUCAGAAUGUAUCUUGUAUCUUCAGGGUCCUAUCCCGGUUGGCUUUUAGGGUGAUUGCACAAAAGUCUACUAUGUGAACCACUACGCACAUUCUCAAUCAUCCAUGAAUCCAUGAUUGUUAGCAUCCAUCCUGUUUGGUGUCACUGCUUAUCCCUGCUAACUUGGACAAUUGCAACAAAGUCAGCAAUCUGCUAAACCACUACACUGCUCAAAGUGUUUUGCCUUACGGAUGCCUUGUGGAAUGGCUUGUAUCUCCCCAGUGAGUGGUGUGAAUGUUGUUGGGGCUCACAGCGGAGGCCAAUCAAAACACAUGGUGUGUGUCGCCACUGUGAGCCAGCGACGCCGUUUGCGUUUAUUUAUUUUGUCUCAUCAAACAUGCCAAGCAGAGAGGAUCCAUAGCAGUGAUCCAUUCCCCUCCCCCACUAAUCCAAAGCCUGGAAAGCUAUGCAUUUCAGCACAAGGAGGAAAGCACUACACAGGGAAGCGUAGCAGGUUUGAUAAAUUAGCCGGGCCCCCUUGUCAUCCUCCUCCUCGCCCUCCUCUUCCUCAAGGCCACGGUUAGCAGCUCUACAUUCAUCAGAAGAAGCACCCAAAGAAAAAAAAAAAAACGCUUCUUCGGCCACCGAAUCCGACCACAACAACAAAUGUGUCACUUGCUGAUGUUUUCUAGUGUGAAACCAAAGAUGCUACCUCACUCAAGUUCCAUACGUGAUUUCUAUCACUUUGAUGAUACCAAAGAUAACCAAAGAUGUUUUUCUUCUUGUUUGUUUAUGUCACUGCACGGCCUCUGUGAGUGGAGUUCAGAAACAACGCUGUGUGUCCCCAUUUUCACCCCCAAUGCACCCCUGCUCUCGCUUCAGCUUAAUCGAUAGUCACGCUGAUGUAGCUCUCAUAAAUGCAGAUGAUGAUGAUGAUGAUGAUGAUGAUGCAGCCAUGGAUACACACAUGCAGGGGCUGAUGGGGUAGCCCGCAGGGGGGUUUGUCUCCAAAUUUGGACCACUUUGAUGGCACAAAAAAUGCAAAACUCGACGGACAAAACAGUAUAGAUGGCUUCAAAAGUGGUUCUUUACUCAUAAUUUCUGUGUAUAAGGAGUCAUGGAAAGAGAAAUAAUCCGUUCCAGGGUACUUGCUUAGCUGUCAAACAAGUAUUGACAUCAUGCAUCGCACUUUUGAACAUUCUCAACAUGGCAUGCAAGUGUAAAAGGAAGCUAACCACUGUUAAAUGGCAAAGGCGGGUUCUGUGAUGGAUGCCCCUUGCACAGUUCAUUUUUGUAUGUGCUCAUUUUAUUUCAUAUUUUUUUAGGGUUGUCAAAUGCUUAGAAAUUGGAAUCAAACCAAUCAACUGUGUGGGAAAUAUGCCCAUUUUUUCUGUACUUUAUGAACAAAAAGAUAAAUAAUCAAAACAAUGAAUGACAGGACACAUUUGCAUGUACACAUUUGUAAAUAUUAACAGCUCCUAAUGAACUGGAAAUUGAAAUCAAAGCUGGAUUUGUUGGUUACAUGUAAAGCCCUCCUCGUUGUCUGCAGCCACAGCCAAAGACAAAGCAAAACGCACAUCCGGAGUUGAUGCUUUUGAUGCCUGUUGAACUGAGAUCUUGCAAGAGAUGACAUUUUUGUCUCUUUCGAGGCAUAUUUUUACAGAAAUUGUGACUUAACUGUCAAUCCUGGCUGACCCCUGCCUCCCGCCCCCCCCGCCUUGUGUGUGCUCUAAUGGUUUGCGCCAUCAUCACGUUUUACUUCCCAGGCAGCCACGUUCCUCGCAGUAGACCGUAGUUGCAAUCUCCUCCUCCUGUCCAGUCAACUCCCCAGGACGAGUGCCUUGCUUGAACCAAAGUGUUGAACCGCUCUUGACCUCUGACCUUUUUGACUCUUGUGAAUACCUCAAGGCUGUAGAAAGGCCGCAACUGAAGAAAAUGCUUUUCGUUGAAAUCACACUGUGGUGCUUUCGCCGGCUCAAACCAUGCAAUGACAAACAUACCAAAGCGACUUGUCUUGAUGAAACCAAAGGUCUUUUCCAACUCACUCACACCCACCUCACCCCACCCCACCCCACAAGAUCCUUCUGACCCGCUCCCCUCUUCCCUCACCGUGGCCGUGCGUGACUUUUCCAGUUGUCUCUGAAUACCUCAUAGUAACUUUGAGUUCUGCAUCUUCGUGCGACUUAAGCAGAACUCCACUCUUGCGUGUGCUAAUUGUUGAAUAUAUGAUCUCUUUUUUUUUGGUAGGGGGGCAAAGACGUGCUCUGUUUCAGGGUUGAUGUAUAUCAGAAGGAGGGAGAAGCAUAUUUUAUAAUGAUGCUAGAUUGCUUUUUACAGGGUAAAACCAACUGCUGUGAUAUUGUGUUCACACCUCCCCCCCAUUUUUUCUUUAUUUCUGUGUCGUGUUUUAAUUUAAAUUCUUUUUUUUUUAUUUGUUAUAUAGUUUAACCACUAUUUUAAUUUAAUUUAUGCAUUUGUAGAAUCUAUAGAUUUGUACAUAGUAGGAUUUUUUGGAGGGGGAAAAAAACCAAAAGAAAAAAAAGACAGUUUUACGUUCAAGCCGUGUAGUUUGUUAUUCUUCAGCUGUGUGUUUUAAACACUGCCAGAAACCUCUCCCCCCUCCCAAAAACAGGCGCUACUUUGUUGAAAUGUUUGUAUGUGUGUAUGUGUUUUUCUAUUGUUUCUGACUUUCUAAAAAAAAAAAAAAAAAAAAAAAGGGUAACAUUAAUGCACAUCCAAAGAUUUUUAAAACAAACCAAAAAAAAUUGGGGGGCAAAUAUGUAUAUUGUUGAAAAGCACUGGCAUUUGUGAAGUAGAUUUUUUUUUUUAUUUUCUAUUCGCCAUUGGCACAGGUAUAGAAUGUAGAAGGCGUAGUAGGACUUUCAAGCUCCUGGGGAACCUCCUGUCCACUGUACAAUCUGCUGAAGCGAGGGCUACAAGCCCCCGCUCACUUUGCUGCCUUCAUGUACACACAGUGGGAGCGACAUGGAGUGGAGACCGGGCAGCCGGUCUGCCAGGGGGCGCUGUGCCGCGGAGCGAGCGCUUGUUUUUAUUUGACAUUUUGCUUUGUUUUCUGUUUUAAAAAGCCGUGGGACUGUCGCCUCACUCCAUCUAGUAUCUGUUCUUUAGGUACGUACUUGUGUCAUGACGACCAGCAAAGUCUAAUAAAACCGCUAAAAGAAGCUUAUCCAGCAAAUCAAUGUGCAACUUUUACAUUCUAAUGGAACUCAAAAUGAAAAUUUACCUUGAAAUCGGUGCUGAUGUCGUACUAUUGGUGCCACAUCAUCUUUUUUCAUGCCAAAGACGCAAAGGUCAUGGCUGAGGUUGCAAAAUGCGGUGACUUCAAAGCUGGAAGCCUUCCAUGGGACGUAACCUAAGUGUAUGUCGCCAUAAUACUCACAAUGACUCACUUUUUAGUAUUCCCUAUUUGAACUCCAGGACAUGGAUUCUCAAACUGAGGUAUCAGCACCGCUGAUGGUACGCAGGCUCCAUCUCAUGGUACGCAGGGACACCAGAUUUUUUUGAAGACUUUAUGGAAUAAUUGUACAAAUAAUAUUUAUCAACCAAAGAUUUGCCACGAUUGAAUUCAAAUCUUCCUGCUUGCUUAACUCACCUGCCGUAAGCCAAUUACUCGUGAGUACAAGCCGUGUAUUCAAAGCUUAUCAGUGAUGUAGCAAAAACUCUGGUACAAUAAUAAUAAUGGAUUCCGUAUGAUAUCGCUUUUCAAGGCACCCAAAGCGCUUCACAAUAAAGUGAACCCAUUAUUCAUUCACUCUUCAGUCACACAGGUGGUGGUAAUCUAUAUCUGUAUCCACAGCUGCCCUGGUGUAGUCUGACGAAAAUGUGGCUUCCAGUUGGCGCCUACAGGCUCUCCGACCGCCACCAAACAUUCAUACACCAGUGUGGGCAGAACCGGUGCAGUACUUGCAAAGCAAAGUAUUUAGGAACAUCAAAAAAGUUCUUACAAUUUUUUUAUGUGAGUGAAUUUUUUUUUUCAACUCUAACCCUACCAAAAGUAGGAAAACCAGUGGUACUACAGCCAAAUAUUUUGGGUUUUUUUUUUUCAUUUUUUAAACAUUUUCUUUAUGUUUUUCAGUCCUACCAAAAGCAGCAAAAAUGUGGUACUUGCAACGAAAAAUAUUUUGGAGGUUGUUUUAGUGUAAAAAGUCUGAAAACAAAUGUCCUGGGAAACUAACUUUUUUACUUCAGUGAAUUUUUUUUUCAAAUUCAAUUGAGUGUUUUUAUUUUUUUGAUGAUUUUUUUAAAAGUUUCAUUAUAUUUCUAAUAAUGAUCUGCUGUAAGUAUAAUAUACUGUACUUCCCUUUCAUGCAAUUGUAACAUUUUCAUUAUGAUCAUCACUUAUGUUUUCUUCUGCUUUAUGGCUUUAAGCGUCUGUUUCAAUUUGAAUUCAAGUUACCAAAAAUUGUUCCUGGCCAUAAAAUGAGCUGCGGUACAAUUCGCAAAAAAUAAAGCAGUAAAAUUACAUUUUUAAAUGAAUUAAUUGAUAGUGAAUCAAAAAUAUUCAAUGAAUUAUAUUUUAAAAUCAUAAUGGUGAAUAGAAUCAGAUACAUUCCAAAAACAUAUGUACAAAGCAUCCAGUAACAGUUUAACAAUUUCCCAAUUAAACUUCCCAUGGAAAGUUUCCUGAAUUUACAACUUUCGUCAUCACCAAAUGGCCAACGCGUAAAAAAAAAUUUAAAAAGUAAAAAAUAAACAUCCAGUUUGCUUCAUAUUUUAAUGUCAACCAGUUUCAUGCAAUUAUAUUUUUGUACACUCCCAAACUACUUGAAUUAUUCAUUUCUUGUCACACCACUGUAUUAUAGUAGUUCAACCAUAUUGUGUUGUGUGUUUGACUAAAAUAAUACAAUUCUGUAACAUGGAAGUAAUAAUUACUUUAUAGAAAUAUUUUUGAAUGAUAUUUGGAUCAACUUCAUAUUGUUUAUUAAUUGCAAGGAGCAGGUUGACAUAUGCUUUUUCAUUGUUUUGGUUAUGCAGGGAAAAUGUCACAAAGUAAUGUUUUUUUAAGUGCAGGUUGCAUUUUUAUUAUGUAAAAGAAUUUGUGAAGGAAUGACUGAUGCAAGUGCACCUAUUUAUCCCCCCCGCCAUGAUCCCAUGUUGCCCAUAUAAGGAGUUCCCAUGUACAGGAUGUGCUGGGUAUAGCUUGGUUCCAAGUGUCACAACAAAUACUACGGCGCCUAAGACAAUCAUCCGGCUCUCUAAACGCUGGGGAACGUAGUUUCUCACUCACAGAGGAGUGUCCUCCGGCAAUUCACACGCAACGAUGCUUGAAGGGUUUUGUAAUAAACGAGCAUCAUUGUUUUCAUCCACAUUGAGUGAGGAUUUAGGAUUGCACUUGCUGAAUGAAAUCUCAUUAUUUUAUAUGCUUUUGCUUUGUUUUGACUCACAAUGCUUCUUCAGUUUCCAGUGUGCGAGCGUGCGAGUGUGUGUGUGCGCGAGUGUGUGUGUGUGUGUGUCAGAGGUCAUGCUGUUGUGUUACCCUCCCAUAUAUAACUCCAUGUUUCAUGCCCUGAUUUUUUUUUGUUUCGUUUUCCCGAGGUUUUGCUAUACUGCUUUCUCAGUGCCGUGCAAUAUCAUCUGUUGUGAUUGCUAAGCAAGAAAAAAAAAAGACAUUUGAGAGGCAAGUGAUGAUGUCAUCCAGCUUUUUUCAGUGUUCAAAUGUUUUUUCUGUAGUCACAAAAAGUA
Molecule: messenger RNA, 8903 nt
Organism: Dunckerocampus dactyliophorus (ringed pipefish)
Lineage: Eukaryota; Metazoa; Chordata; Actinopteri; Syngnathiformes; Syngnathidae
Gene: onecut1
Product: one cut homeobox 1
Exons: 2
Coding region: 295-1653 (452 amino acids)
Biological process (GO): regulation of transcription by RNA polymerase II
Cellular component (GO): nucleus
Molecular function (GO): RNA polymerase II cis-regulatory region sequence-specific DNA binding; DNA-binding transcription factor activity, RNA polymerase II-specific
Source: RefSeq, a predicted model, not a curated record